Messenger RNA from Laetiporus sulphureus 93-53, 1300 nucleotides. RefSeq names its product FMN-linked oxidoreductase. Lineage: Eukaryota; Fungi; Basidiomycota; Agaricomycetes; Polyporales; Laetiporaceae. The coding region runs from base 41 to 1279 and encodes 412 amino acids. Gene Ontology annotation, cellular component: intracellular anatomical structure. The transcript is spliced from 5 exons. Gene Ontology annotation, molecular function: NADP binding; FMN binding; NADPH dehydrogenase activity. The record is from RefSeq and is a predicted model, not a curated record.
ACUCUCCUCGACUCUCCUCUUGCCAUACACUAGCGCAGAAAUGGGCGACGUGAAUAUCACAAAUCCUCCGGCGCCGCGUGUGCCCUACUAUACGCCCGCACAGUACCCCGCCUCCGGUACCGCUGUGGACACAGGGAAGCAGCCGAUCCCCACGCUCUUCCAGCCCCUCAAAAUCCGCGGCCUCGAGCUCCACAACCGCAUAUGGCUCUCUCCGAUGUGCCAGUACUCCGCCCAGGAUGGCAAGCUCACUCCCUGGCACUUCGCCCACCUCGGUGGCAUCAUCCAGCGCGGUCCCGGCCUGAGCAUGAUCGAGGCCACCUCAGUAACCCCAGAGGGCCGCAUCACUCCCGAAGACUCCGGCCUCUGGUGCGACGAGCAGAUCCCCCCACUCCAAGACAUCGUCACCUUCGCGCACUCGCAGAACCAGAAGAUCGGCAUCCAGCUCGGACACGCCGGGCGCAAGGCGUCCACCGUGGCGCCCUGGCUCUCCGCAGGCGCCACCGCCACCGCACUCGUCGGUGGCUGGCCCAACGACGUAUGGGCGCCGAGCGCGCUGUCAUACAGCGAUGCGUACCCGAAGCCGAAAGAGCUAACGAAGGACGGCAUCAAACGGAUCGUGCGUUCGUUCGCAGAGGCAGCGAGGCGCGCGCUGCGUGCGGGGUUCGACGUGAUCGAGAUACACAACGCGCAUGGAUACCUGUUGCACGAGUUUGUGAGCCCCGUGAGCAACAAGCGCACGGACGAGUAUGGAGGGAGCUUUGUAAACCGGAUCCGCCUCACGCUCGAGGUCGUCGAUGCCGUGCGCUCCAUCAUCCCUCCGGACAUGCCUUUGUUCCUCCGGAUUUCUGCGACAGACUGGCUUGAAGAGAGCCUCUCCGAGGAGCCCUCGUGGACCGCGGAGGAAACCGUGCGCCUCGCGGGUAUCCUUGCAGAGCACGACGUGGACCUGCUCGACGUCAGUACAGGCGGACUGCAUCCCGCGCAGAAGAUCGACGGCGGGCCGGCAUAUCAGGCGCGCUUUGCAGAGAUGGUCAAGAAGGCGCACGGCGACCGCAUCCGCGUCGCGACUGUCGGAGCCGUCUCGGACGGACACACCGCACAGAACGUGCUGGACAAGGGCCAAGCGGACGUGGUGUUCGUCGCGAGGCAGUUCCAGAAGAACCCAGGGACGGUGUGGCAGUUUGCGGAGGAGCUGGGCGUGGACCUCACUAUUGCGCACCAGAUUGAGUGGGGGUUCAUGGGACGCGGGAAUGUCGGCCGUGCGCAUAAGAAGGCGUAAUCGGAAGCAUUGACAGUUUAC